This is a messenger RNA of Cicer arietinum (chickpea), 1291 nucleotides long. RefSeq lists its product as uncharacterized. The record is from RefSeq and is a predicted model, not a curated record. Lineage: Eukaryota; Viridiplantae; Streptophyta; Magnoliopsida; Fabales; Fabaceae.
AUGGUCUGAGAUAAUUCAAUUUCAAACACUGCAACAAUCUUUGAACAGCUUUACUUGUUUCUAAUUAUAUCAUACACUAUCCCUUCUCUCAAGAGGUCUACUAUUUAUCUGUGUUUUGUAAAUUCGUGCUUUUAUUAUUAUUAUUCCCUCCGGCUUCUUCCACAAUGAAGCUAAUCCAGAACCUAAAUUUACAAACAAACCCAUCAAUCCACCCCGUAAUUAAGCAUGUCCCUUUUUCAUCAAUUCCCCAACGCUUCACACCUCUCCUUCAAAACUACAGAUUCCAAAGCAUUAUUAUAAAAGCUGCCAACGAAACACUUCCGUUACCAACCAUGUCUGAAAUACUAGAAUCAUCAAGAACACAGAAUCUCAACAUUCAGCUCCAAACUCUAGGACCCUUUUUCAGAAUCACAGCAAGGAGUUUGGUUACAGACAGAGAGCUUGGAAGAGCUGAGGGAUUGAUAAGACUGUGGUUUGGAAAAGGCAAUAUUCUUCACUUGGAUUCUAUUAAACUUCGCAGAGAAACACUUGGCAUGGAAAAAUCAAUAUUUGGACUUGGUUUGUAUAUUGGAGCUGUUGCUAUUAGACAUGGUUUUGAUUGUGAUUGUGAAACUGCCGAGUUACUUGCUAUCAAUGAUUCUCAUCUCUACCAUUCUAAGUUGGUUAGGUUCUACACAAGACUUGGGUUUAAACCUGUGUACGAAGUGACUGGCUCAUCUGUUGGGGAUGUAACCCACAUGCUUGUUUGGGGAGGUGUUGGUACUCGCAUGGAUGCCACUGUUGAACAACUUAUGAUCAAAUGGUGUAAAAGAUUUAAAACAACCUCCUCAGGUGUACGUGAAAUACCAAACUAGAAUGCAUGAACACCCAAAAUUACAAGUUACAACGAUCAAUGAAAAAGGACUAUUAUUGCUGUAUAGUUGUAUAUUCUUUCAUUUUUCGGUUGCUGAACGGCGCAUAUAUAUAUUUACAGAUUCUGUGGCCAAACAGAAGGAAAUUGCUCAAGAUUCUGAAGGUAACUACGGUUUCCUAAUUAAGGAAUUGUUACAACAGUUGUCAUUCCUUCAGAAGCUAGUUUAAUAAUUUUCCUUGUGGAAAACAAAUCUAGUUGUAGUUUUUGUGGAAAAUUUGGUGCACAAAUUCUUCAAUUCUGUUGCUAAGUUAGAUGGUCCACAAUAAAAAACUCCUGUACAACAAAAUCCAAAUUUUAGUCAGAACUUAGACGAAGCAAUUUAACCUCACGUUUAUAGUUAUACAUAUAAAAAACAGGGAUGAAGCUUUAACUUGUAAA